GAAUUCAGUUAGCGGAUAAAGUAGGUUUAAGAUAUUUUUUUAAAAGACGGGUACUAGUAUUAACACCACUUUUAGCGGCAUGCAUGUCAUAUGGCAUAGGUUUAUUGUUAAGAAGGAAAAAAUAAAAAGAAUUCUUCUUAUUCAGCUAUAAAAGAAUGGAAGAAAUUAAUAACAAUCAUAAAGUUACUCUCUUAAGAGAUAAGCCUAAGAAAAAUAAACAUAAAUCAGUCAAGCUAAAUGAAAAUAUAAAUUAUUAUAACCAAGCUGUUUCAAGUGCUUAUCGUCUGCUAGACAAAAAUCCAGACAUGACGGGCUCCUCAUCGGAUUCACUAGUAUUUGAAUAUUCUGUUAUUCAAAAGCUUAUGCCUCCGGGAAUUUACGUUAUCCCGUGCUUGGGACCAUUAGACCUAAAAGUUUGGCAGGGUUUAAUGUUCAUUAGACAAGGAUGGUACAGGGGAAGUAUAUUCGAAUUCGAAAUGAAGUUUUCUGAAAAUUACCCUUCAGAACCACCUGAAGUCAAAUUUAACGUCCCUUACCCUGUUCAUCCUCGUGUCUGUAGCAAAACUGGAGUUGUCAAUCUCUUGGAUAUGUCCAAAUCGUGGUCUCCGACAUCGUUUUGUUCAUUACACAUUUUUGCGUACUUGAAGUGUUUAUUCUAUGAAAAAGAAAAUUUUAUUAGUCAUGACGUGGAAGGAAAUUUAGCUUUCCAAAAAAUACUAAGCGAUACAGAUAACUCUUUCUGGAAAGAUUUGAAGCAAGGAACGAUUAAAUCCAUUCGGUCAAUAGGCACUAAGGCUGAGAAUGGUACCCUAAUUCAUAUUAAAAACUCCCCUAUUCAGCUUGAUCAAAACUUUUCGAAGGGUCAUCAAACAUCCUCGGCUAUUCUAGAAGCUAUCCAUAAGUGUUCAAGUAACAAAGUUAUUGUGGAUGCAGCGGAUGAAUUUAUAGAUUGGUACGAGUUUCGCACAACCUAUCCUAUUCAAUAGUGUAGGCUUUAAUAUUAGUGAUGACUAAAGCAAGUUUCACGCAUUCACUUUUGCGCACUCCAUAACUAUAACCUUUUUUUAUUUCUCUGAAAGUUUUUUUAUGAUUUUGAAUAACCUGAAUAUUUUUUUUUCAUUUCAAAAAAUUAAAAUCGUAAGAAUCAAACAUAGUUUUUAAAAUUUUAGUUUAGUAUUUUUUCUUUAAAAAAAUUCGCAUUUUUUUUAUAACGUCAAGUCUGACAGUCUUUGAUUCUUUCUAUAAAUAGAAACAUUACACUAGUUCUAAACAAGUAUAAAAAGUUUUAAAGUUCCACUCAGAAAAGACCAAGUUGUUUCUCUUUAUGAUUUUGAACAAACAAUAAAAGUUUUCUUGCUAAGACAUACUAUUCUAUCAAUUCAUUUGUUUAAACGCAUUAGAGUAUAGAAAAGAAUGUAUCUUAAACAUUUUAGACAAAUGACUUGUUUUCUACAAAAAUAAAAAUAACACUCUUUUUUUUGUAUUACUCUGAUAGUUAGAAAAAUUAGUUUUUAAAAUACUAGAGAACGUAGGAAAAAACAUUCAAUAAGAAAAAACCAGUUGGUGUUAGCAAUUAAUUUUUGAUGGUUCCAUAUAUGAGCACUGGCUUGACGCUCAGCAUGUUUUUUCUCUUCUCUGAAAUAGUGUUAUUAGGGUUUUUUUUGUUCCUGUGUGGACCCUUGGAUACGUGAAAUGGACAAGCUUGUUACCAGGUAUUUAAAAUAUGGGAACCUCUUUUACGAAAAAUUAGUCCUAGUCAACCGUCUGGUACUCGUUUAGAAAUUAACUAAAACCGAAUAUUAGGCGUGAGUUGCUUAUGCGACGACUGAACUCUCCAGUUGCGUGAGUGUUCUAGCAGUAGGUUGUGAAGAUGAGGUAUGAGAUCUGAAAAGAUGUGCUCCAGUGUAACCGUCUUGUUCCUUAAUCCCUUUAGCAAUACAGUGGAAGGAUGAAGAAUGAACUCUGAAAAGAUGUGUAAUAAUGUAAUGGUUUUCUCUUCUAUAGUUGGUAGCACAUCAUGUAUUAUUAACCUAUACAGCAAUACAUUUUUCCAUCAACCUUUUUUUGGCUUAAAAACAAAGACCAGAGCAUUAAUUUAAAACCAAUGUUUACGAUAUUUAAAUCCUACACCAAAACGUUUUAUUCACGAGCUGCUUUUAAUAUUCAAUUAUUUUAGAAUUAUCUAAAAUUGUUUAUGACAAUGAUCAUGUGAUUAUUCAAUUGGAAAAAUCCUUUUUAUUAUUCCAAUUUAUCAUGUGCAAGGUUUUCUGUAUUGUUUAAUGUUAUAGAGUUUUUUCUUGAACACGUAAAAAAACAUUUUCAUUUAAAUUAAAAAAACAAAAAUGGUUAGCAAAAUGUUUUAAUUAGCAUUUGUUUUUUUAUCAAAUGUGAGUCUAUAGAACAAGUCAAGAUCCUUGAAAUGUAGUGAGAAGAUUUUUUUCGCAAAAGUACAUUGAUUUUUUAAAGGAAUGGUGGUCGUCAGGAUACUACUAAGCAAUAGAUGUGUUAUUUAAUACACUUUUGUUUUAUGCCCAAUCAAGAAAAAGUGGUUAAAAACGUCAAAAACUUCGAUUUAAGUAAUAAUUUGUCAAACUCAGCCUGUUUAAGGCAAUAUUUGAAUUGUUCGUUUCUUGAAAACGAUU
Molecule: messenger RNA, 2642 nt
Organism: Hylaeus volcanicus
Lineage: Eukaryota; Metazoa; Arthropoda; Insecta; Hymenoptera; Colletidae
Product: protein crossbronx homolog
Exons: 8
Coding region: 156-986 (276 amino acids)
Source: RefSeq, a predicted model, not a curated record